Messenger RNA from Callorhinchus milii (elephant shark), 1331 nucleotides. RefSeq names its product TAM41 mitochondrial translocator assembly and maintenance homolog (gene tamm41). The transcript is spliced from 8 exons. Gene Ontology annotation, molecular function: phosphatidate cytidylyltransferase activity. Gene Ontology annotation, biological process: CDP-diacylglycerol biosynthetic process; cardiolipin biosynthetic process. The record is from RefSeq and is a predicted model, not a curated record. Bases 112 to 1110 code for a protein of 332 amino acids. Gene Ontology annotation, cellular component: mitochondrion. Lineage: Eukaryota; Metazoa; Chordata; Chondrichthyes; Chimaeriformes; Callorhinchidae.
AGGGGCAAAGGGAGGGCCCCGGCGCACGGAACCCGUCGCUCGGCUGCGCGGCCGACUCGAGCUCGGGGCCUCGGCCCAAGGAAGGCCUGACCCCCCCCCACCCCCCAGGCCAUGCCGCUGGGAGUGCAGGCCCAGGGGGCGCUGCUCCGCCGGGUGGUGGCGCAUUUCCCCCGCGAGCUGAGCCUGGCCUUCGCGUACGGCUCCGGCCUUCACGGGGCCGAGGGGCGGCGGAACAUGUUGGACUUUGUGUUCGCUGUGGACAACCCCCUCGCGUGGCACACCAUGAACAUGAUGAAAAACCGCAAACACUACUCCUUCCUGCGCUUCCUGGGACCAAAGUAUGUCAGCCGCAUACAGGACAAUUAUGGAGCUGGAGUAUAUUACAACGCGCUAAUUCCUUGUGAUGAGCGGCUUAUCAAAUACGGCGUGAUCAGUACAGACACGCUGAUAGAUGACCUCCUUCACUGGAAGACCUUGUACGUUGCUGGAAGACUACACAAGCCCGUGAAGAUUGUGAUCCAGAGUGAGAACAGUAAGCUGCAGGCAGCUCUGAGCAGGAACCUGAGGAGCGCCCUGGUCACAGCCUUCCUGACGCUGCCGGAGAGUUUCAGCGAGGAGGAGCUUUUCCUGCGGGUCACUGGGCUCUCAUACUCAGGUGACUUCAGGAUGUUGAUCGGGGAAGACCGAGCCAAGGUGCCGAACAUUGUCCGUGUCAACAUGGAGAACUUCCAGAGGCUGUACAGCCCCCUCUUGCAGGAGUGUCCGCAUGCCUUGCACAGGCAGCAGCAGGGCAUCGUGGAGCUGGACAAGAGUGCUGAGGGCCAGUUCCGGCAGCUGAUGUCGUUGCCCCGAACCCUGCAGCAGCAGAUCACGCGGCUGGUUGACCGACCGGGGAAGAACCGGGACGUGGAGGAGAUAUUACUGCAGGUGGCCCAGGACCCAGAGUGCGGAGCCUUCGUCCAGCUCGGUGUUGCUGCCAUCGUGAAAACCUCCAGCCUGAUGCAGAGUGCGAAGGGAAUCCUCACUGCAGGUGCGAGGAAAACGGUCGUGUACAGCACCAGGAAACUGUGGAAAAUGUGGAGGAGUUGGCCCCGCCAUCUACUAUCCUGAACCCCCUCCCCCCUCCCCAGGACCCUCACUCCCCCAUUACACUGCACGUCUGCCGCACUCAUCAGCACUGACUCCUCACAUGUGCGUCUCAGUCGGCGUUCGGAACACGUGUACUGACUCCGUCCGAGGCUGGAGAUUGUCCCGAUCGAAGGUCAUCCACUUCAGCCUGUAACUAACCCUCAGCGUGAGCGGCCACUAGAUAAACAUUACUUGAAAGAGUC